GGUGGGACUCUGUGGUAACCUGUGUGAGUACACGGUCCCGGCUGUCGGGGGAGUCUCUUCGGUCCCAGGGACUGCAGUACAGACGGGGAAAGAGUCUCAGAGCCGGAGACAGCCCAUGGCCAGAACUGUCCCCAAGUGUAGCGUCUGCUGGCUGAGUCACUCGCUGCUGUGGAGUUCUGCGUGUGGCGGCAAAAUUCAGCAGCCCUGCAAAUCGGCUGCAUCUCGAUCUGGGAUGGAGCAGCAGGAUGGGGCGGGGAGCCCCGAGGACAGCCAGGAGGAAGAGGAGGAGCAGGCAGCACCCCACGUCAGCUUCUCUCAGUUCUCCUCCAAGCUCACGGCCAUGAUGCGAAUCCGCAACAAGUACCUGGCGCUGAAGAGGCGGCGGGCGGAGAUGGCGGCUGGCCUGGCGUCCCAAGGGGCUGUCCCGCCACGCUCCACCAGCCCCAAGAUCUUCACCUUCGACGGCGUGAUGACUGGCAGCCUGGCCUUCCCGCGAAAGAGGAAGAAGAGGAAGAAGAGGCGGGUCCUCUACCCUAGCGGCUAUAAGCCGCAGACCAGGCCCGCCAAGGAGAGGAGCCGUGCAAAGAGCUGCCUGCUCCUGCUCAUGUUCAUCGUCUUCCUGCAGGUCUACAAUGCCAUCGAGAACCUGGACGACCACCUGCUCAGGUACGACCUGGAGGGGCUGGAGAAGACCGUGAAGCGGGAGGUGUUUGGCCAGCGGGAGGCCGGUGAGCAGCUGCUGGAGCACCUGGGGGACUACCUGUCCACCUACGUCCACAACAAGCCCCUGGUCCUGUCCCUGCACGGCCCCACAGGGGUGGGGAAGAGCCACCUGGGCCGCAUCCUGGCCCGCCACUUCCGCUCGGUCCUCGGCGAGCAGCUGGUCCUGCAGUACUUUGCACUCCACCACUGCCCCCUGGAGGAGGAGGCCCAGAACUGCGCCCAGGACCUGUCCCACAGCGUGUCCCAAACGCUGAUGCUGGCCGAGGAGGAGGAGAAGAUUCCCGUCUUCAUCUUCGAUGAGGUGGAGUUCAUGCACCGGCCGCUCCUGGAUGUGCUCCACCACCUCUCCCGCCCGGGCCAAUCCGCCGAGUUCCUCAACGCCAUCUACGUGCUCAUCGGGAACCUCGGCCACGAGGAGAUCACCAAGUUCAUCCUGCACAACUCCUCCAGCGAGGCCUCCAUGGGCCAGGCCAGGCUGGGCCAGGACUUUAGGCCAGUGCUGCGAAGCGCCCUGGAGAAGCACCACCCCCUGUGGGGCGAGGCGGAGACUGAGCUGGUGCCCCUCGCCCUGCUGGAGAAGAGCCACGUCAUGGACUGCUUCCUGGACGAAAUGACGCGGGAGGGCUUCUACCCCGACCACGCCCACAUCGAGCGCCUGGCGGCGGAGAUCGCUUACCACUCUGUGGGGCAGAGGCAGUUUUCCCAGACAGGGUGCAAGCACGUGGUGGCCAAAGUCAACCUACUGUGAGACCUCUUAAUGAAGGUGUGUGAAGAAGGCAAAGUGUGUGCGUAUGCCUGUGCGUGUUUGUGCGUGUCUACAACACUAUUACUGCACCACUAAACAUUCCGGAUAGGGAUUACUCCACCACUAAAUACUCCGGACAGGGAUUACUGCCCCACUAUCUACUCCACACAGGGAUUACUCCACCGCUACCCACUCCGGACAGGGAUUACUCAACCGCUACCCACUCCAGACAGGGAUUACUGCCCCACUACCCACUCCACACAGGGAUUACUGCCCCAUUACCCACUCCACACAGGGAUUACUCCACCGCUACCCACUCCAGACAGGGAAGUCACUAGAUUCCCACUGGGCCACCUCAGAAUGGGGGAGCUGUCAUGGCAACCAGAGACAGGGUGACAUAGGGGAGCCCUGUGCUUACAGGGGUCUCUAAAUGUGCUGGGGGAGGGAGAACAUGACAAGGCUUUUCAUUUCCAGAUCCAUAAGAACAAAAUUUUACUGCGCUAUACAAGUGUAUGAAACACAGCUGUAAAAACAUCUGACCUACCUUCAGACUUUCUGAACCUAAUACACACUGAUGAAUGUGUGAUUGCAUGAAGAAUUACAGUAUUACUGCUAUUUGGUAAAUGGUAAAUGGACUGCAUUUUAUAUAGCGCUUUUAUCCAAAGCGCUUUACAAUUGAUGCCUCUCAUUCACCCAUUCACACACACACUCACACACCAGUGGUGAAAGGCUGCCAUGAA
Anguilla anguilla (European eel) is the source of this 2208-nucleotide messenger RNA. RefSeq names its product torsin family 4, member Aa (gene tor4aa). NCBI's taxonomy places the organism in Eukaryota, Metazoa, Chordata, Actinopteri, Anguilliformes, Anguillidae. Gene Ontology annotation, molecular function: ATP binding; ATP hydrolysis activity. The record is from RefSeq and is a predicted model, not a curated record. The transcript has 3 exons. The coding region runs from base 116 to 1471 and encodes 451 amino acids. Gene Ontology annotation, cellular component: endoplasmic reticulum lumen; nuclear envelope.